AAUUUUGCAAAAAAAAAAAUUUCAAAAAAACUUUCAGUUUUCCAUCCUAAUCAUCAAGUUCGGUUGUUUUUACUACUAGUUUUGGAAGAGGUUAAGAGAGUCCUAAAUCCUGAAAUUGAGCCGGAGAAUACAACAGAAAUUGUUGACAAGAUGGGAAAAGUGUCGACAAAGGAUAUUAAGGACAAAAGUAGACAUGUCCCGCUCUACAAGGACAUUGCUUCCACGGGAGGGAAAUUAAAAUCAUCACAGAUCAAAUCAAAAGUUUACAAAAAGCCUAGUGAACAGUCUAGCAAGAGUCAACUUGGCGAAGAAGAAGGUGACGGCAGAGACGAAUAUGACUUAGAUGCAGCAACGUCUCGUCGUGUGUUAAAGCUUGCAAAGGAACAACAACAGGAAAUUGAGGAUGAAGAGAAUUUUAAUGAGGUUGCAACCAAACCUAGAUUUCAAUUGAUAGAGCAUGAAUCUGAAGAUGAAGUUGAAAGAGAAGAAGAAGAAGAGGAGGAAGAUUAUGAAGUUGAAAUUGUUGACGAAGAUGAUUUGAAUCCAUCUGAAAUAGCAAUGUUUGAAACCUUCUUCAAAGCAAAGCAGGGAAAUAAUAUCCCAUUCCAAUCGAUCAAUCUCGCAGACAAAAUCAUGGAAAAAAUUGCUGAAGCCUCAAGCAACACACAACAAAUGGAUGACGAAGAAGAGGGAGAAGAAGAGGAGGAAGAGGGUAGAAAACCUGAUGGUGUAUACUUACCACCUAGGGUCAUUGAAGCGUAUCAAAAAGUUGGAGAAUCAUUGAGAGCUUGGAGACACGGAAAACUUCCGAAGCUUUUCAAGGUCUUGCCAACAAUCAAGAAUUGGGAAGACUUAUUAUAUGUUACAGCACCUGAAAUGUGGACUCCAAAUGCUGUCUACGAGGCCACAAGACUAUUUGUGUCCAACUUGACUGCUGCAAAAGCAGAAAAAUUUGUUACGUUGGUGCUCUACCCAAGAUUUCAUCAAGACAUUGAGGAGAAUGAAGAUCACAAGCUAAACUAUCACAUUUACAGAGCAUUGAAAAAAUCAUUAUAUAAGCCUGCUGCAUUUUUCAAGGGAUUUUUGUUCCAACUAGUUGAAGACCAAUGCUCUGUGAGGGAGGCGAUGAUUGCGGCAUCUGUCUUGAAGAAAACUUCAGUUCCUGUACAGCAUGCAGCAGUUGCAUUAUCUUGGCUAUUAGAACAAGAAUUUUCACCAGCGGCCACUGUUUUUAUUCGGGUUUUGAUUGAAAAAAGAUACGCAUUGCCUUACCAGACGAUAGAUGACCUAGUGUUCUACUUCAUGAGAUUCCGUGUCAUAACCGAUAACAAAUCUUCAUUUAAAAUAGAUAAUGAAGCAGAUGAUGUAAUGGACGAAGCAAACAUCGAUAUUACACAGCAGAGAAAGUUACAAGAGGCACCCCCAUUACCAUUGGUUUGGCACAAAGCUUUUCUUGCAUUUGCUCAAAGGUAUAAAAAUGAUAUUACCGACGAUCAAAGAGACUUUUUGAUGGAGGUCAUUAGACAACGUGGGCAUCGUGAAAUAGGGCCCGAGAUUCGUAGAGAACUUCUUGCUGGUAAGCCAAAGGAAUUUACUCUAGAGCCAACACAACAGAAAAUCGAUGAUGACGAUAUCAUGUCCUAUUUCUAAUGUUAAGAACUUUAAACUGAUAUAUAUAUAAU
Pichia membranifaciens NRRL Y-2026 is the source of this 1682-nucleotide messenger RNA. RefSeq lists its product as hypothetical. Gene Ontology annotation, cellular component: nucleolus; cytoplasm; preribosome, small subunit precursor. The transcript has a single exon. The record is from RefSeq and is a predicted model, not a curated record. Lineage: Eukaryota; Fungi; Ascomycota; Pichiomycetes; Pichiales; Pichiaceae. The coding region runs from base 151 to 1650 and encodes 499 amino acids. Gene Ontology annotation, biological process: rRNA processing. Gene Ontology annotation, molecular function: snoRNA binding.